Messenger RNA from Cavia porcellus (domestic guinea pig), 2280 nucleotides. It is a transcript of the gene Mrps27, whose product is annotated as mitochondrial ribosomal protein S27. Gene Ontology annotation, cellular component: mitochondrion. Lineage: Eukaryota; Metazoa; Chordata; Mammalia; Rodentia; Caviidae. The record is from RefSeq and is a predicted model, not a curated record. Bases 241 to 1320 code for a protein of 359 amino acids. Gene Ontology annotation, molecular function: protein binding. The transcript is spliced from 12 exons.
AAAUGGCGGCCCCCAUAGUGCGGCGCGGACCGCUGCUGGCUCGGAAAAUCGCAAUUUCUCACCUCUCUCCAGCAGCCCAUAUUUACUGAGCACUGCGGAUGCCCAACAUGGUGCUGAGGUGCUGGGAAUUCAGCUGGGCAGUCUGGUAAAAGAUGCCUGCUUUCUGCAGCCUAUGUGGACAGCCACAAAUGGGAAGCAAGAGAAAAAGAAGAAUGUCACCUUGCUGAUCUUGCAUCUUUAAUGGACAAAACAUACGAGAGAAAGUUGCCUGUUAGUUCUUUAACAAUAUCACGGUUCGUGGACAAUAUUUCAUCUCGAGAAGAAAUAGACCAUGCAGAGUAUUACCUUUACAAAUUUCGACACAGUCCUAAUUGCUUGUACCUGAGAGACUGGACUAUCCAUACCUGGAUUAGGCAGUGUCUAAAACACGGUGCCCAAGACAAAGCCUUAUACACUCUUGUCAAUAAGGUUCAAUAUGGAAUUUUUCCUGAUAAUUUUACAUUCAACUUAUUACUGGAUUCUUUCAUAAAGAAAGAAAAUUACAAAGAUGCUUUGUCUGUGGUUUUUGAGAUCAUGAUGCAAGAAGCAUUUGAAGUGCCCUCCACCCAGCUCCUCUCUCUCUACGUUUUGUACCAUUGCCUGGCGAAGAAGACCGAUCUCAGUUAUGAAGAGGAGAGAAACUUUGGUGCAUCCCUAUUACUUCCAGGCCUAAAGCAGAAGAACUCAGUGGGUGUGAGUUCCCAGUUGUAUGGCUAUGCUCUUCUUGGAAAGGUGGAAAUGCAGCAUGGACUUCGGGCUGUGUACUCCAACAUGCCUCUGAUAUGGAAACCAGGCUACCUGGACCGAGCCCUUCAAGUGAUGGAGAAGGUGGCCUCCUCUUCAGAGGACAUAAAGCUAUGUAGAGAAGCGCUCAAUGUGCUGGACAGAGUGCUGACGGUACUGACUUCUCCAGCUGAGGGCGCUUCAGAGAAACCUCCCCUGGAAAGUGGAGAUGGCCAGGCCUCAGAUAAUGUGGUGGAGCAGCUAGACAUAGAGGAACCAGAAGAGUCCAAGCUUCCCCAAUACCUGGAACGGUUUAAGAUCUGUCAGUCUAAAUUGCAGGCUCUGGGCAAAGUUGAAUCAGAAAGCCUUUUGACUCUCACAACCCAGCUUGUCAAGGAAAAACUCCCUACCUGUGAGCCUGAGGACCUCGCCACCUAUGAGCAAAAACUGCGGGAGUGGCAUUUGGAGCUGAUGCAGCUGAUACAGAGGGAGCAGGAGCAGAGGGAAAGAGCAAAGCAAGAGUAUGAGGCCCAGAAAGCAGCCAAGGCGGCAGCCUAAUGCGCACAGGCCAGCCCGUUCGAGGACCUCCCAGGCUGCUCCAGUGCUCAGGGGACAGACCUCUUCUCUGGCUUUUCUUAAACAGGCCACACUGUUUAAACCAUGCUGUGCCACAUAUCAGGACGCUGUGACUGCUCAUCCAGAUGCCAAGAAGAGCUGGGGAGCUAGGCCAAGUGGCAUGCAGCUAGACUAAAGUCACCAGCUGAACAUCUUUAAGAGAAACUCUUGAGGCUCCCAGUAGCAUGCCAGGCAUGGAAGUCAACUGUGAGCAUGGAAAAUUCCCAGCACCUGUGAGAGUGGAGGAGAGGCUGUGGCUGAAGAGUCUCAUCUCCAGCACAGGUGUUGAAUGUCCUACCUGUCUCCAGCCCAGGUAUGUUUUACCCAGGUGAACUGUAGAGUCCUCUCCAAUGAUGCCUCUCUGCACGCCGCUCAAGGUGCUCAUACAUUUCCACAUCGUCCUGCCCACCAUGGACUGCCUUGUGAUUCUACUCUGUGGGGAACCCGCAAGAGUGACCUCAAGACCAGGACCACACUUGGUUGCCAACUUUAGGCAGCCACAGUGAUAUUGUUAGGCUGAAGGGCUCUGGAGGAGAAACCUGGCCCUGCUGUGGCUGCUUUAUCAUCAUGGGAUUGCUUUUCCAGACCAUCAUUGCUACUCUCUUGAGCAGCCUUUUGUAUGUAUACACACACAUGUGCACAUGCACAAAUACACACAUUUGUACACAACUGUGAACACAUGUCAGUGAAAGAAGUUAGUGAAAAUGAGAAGUGGGAUGGGGCUUCACAUGCAAAGCUGAUGUGAAUAGCUGUAAAACUGCCAGGAAGUUCCUUCCUUCUGUGAAAGGCUCGGGGACAGUUUUUGCUUGCUAUGUAAUGUUGCCAUUAAGUACAGUGUUGUACUUUCAUUCGAGAUUGUGCUUUUUUCAGGAACCUGCACAAAUAAAGCAUGCACUGAAGUAA